AUGCACCAGAUUUACAGCUGCAGCGAUGAAAAUUUAGAAGUUUUCACUGUGAUUUCUUCCAAAUCAUGUAGUCCUGCCCGAAGACGAGCCAAAGCUUCACAGCACAUCCUUGCAAAGAGCGUGGUGGCCCUCUCGGAGCGCCGGCCCCAGCAGGGUGAGCAUCUCCUGCGUGUGCUGUACGAGGAGGAGGCGCGGGGCAGCCCCGGGCAGUGCAGAGCCGGCCCCAGCAAAGGCACUGCCCAGCACCCUGGAAUUCCUGAACAAGAGUCAUCCAAGUCCUAUAAUCACCUGUUGGAUGGAAAAUCUUUGAUUCCUCCAUCUCCAGUUGCCCAUAUCACGGUGAAAGCUGUGGCUGUCACAGGCUCGCCCACACGCGACCGCGCUUCUACAGAAGACCACAGGCAGCACUGGAGGAAGACAACAGAGUAUGACUUGUCCCUGCCACCAGGAGCAGAAGCUUCCCUGCCACUGACGGGAGGCAACCUGUGUGGGACACCCAGCCUCCUGAGGAAGAUGUGGAUGAAGCACAAGAAGAAGUCAGAGUACCUGGGGGCAACAAACAGUGCCUUUGAGGCGGACUGA
Agelaius phoeniceus (red-winged blackbird) is the source of this 582-nucleotide messenger RNA. The record is from RefSeq and is a predicted model, not a curated record. NCBI's taxonomy places the organism in Eukaryota, Metazoa, Chordata, Aves, Passeriformes, Icteridae.